Molecule: messenger RNA, 3171 nt
Organism: Sinocyclocheilus rhinocerous
Lineage: Eukaryota; Metazoa; Chordata; Actinopteri; Cypriniformes; Cyprinidae
Gene: wdr44
Product: WD repeat domain 44
Exons: 20
Coding region: 318-3023 (901 amino acids)
Molecular function (GO): protein binding
Source: RefSeq, a predicted model, not a curated record
AGUGCGAGACUUCGGUGUGCGCGAGAAGACCUGUCGCCGUUUCUCUUCCUCCUCUCGUUUUGUUUUCGAUCAUAAAUCCCGGUAGGGGAUCUUCCCGACAUGCUAGGAUCACUUACAGUCCGCACGGAAAGCUUCGGGCGGACCUUCACAUUGCAUUACCGCCUGAUUAGAUCGACAUAACCUGCUGAUUUUGCUUUAAAAAAAAUAAAACUCAACCCCGCUGUCUGAGAUCGUGUAAUCUAGGCCGUGUGUCUGCUUGCGUUAUCGUACAUCCAGCAGCAGCAGUGGCGGCGGCCUCUGUAUGCAGCCCGGGCUUAAUGGCGUCGGACACCAGCGACACGGAGGAGUUUUACGAUGCGGCGGAGGAUGUCAACUUCACUCCCUCACCUCAUGCGUCACCGGCAAAGUUUGAACUUCCUCAGCCUGGGGGUCCUGCAGAGAGUGUGGUACAAGACGUCACCGCUGGAUUGGCUCAGCCUGAAUCCCGCCAUGACGAUUCUCUUCAGAUCAUUGCCAGUAUUAUAGAAGAGAGUCAGAAAAGUGGAGUGGAAGAUCAGUUGUUGAGAGUAGAGGAGGCCUGUGCGGCCACAUCUGAAGGGGAGAGGGCAGGAGCAGAAGGCUGCAGUGUUAAAGAAAACUUGGUUCCUGAGGGCACCCUGGUGCCUCCAGAGGAUCCUGAUGUAACACCACACGAGUCGGGUUGCAUUGAGCCUGAUGUAAGGCCGAAGGAAGUGAGGUCACAGGACAUUCAGGACAGAGCACCGGAUGUGGCUGGUCCUGCCCAAGCAGGUCAGGACCAGGCUAUGCCACCCCCUCCUGACAUUACAAGCGCUUUGGGUCAACCAUCGCAACCCACCUCCCUGCCUUGUGCAGAAACAGCUGAUAUUCUUGAACAGGUCCCUAUGAGUGAUGCAGAUGGCCCUGGCCCUUCUAAACCUCCCAGACAGUUUACAGUGGAGCCAGAUAUUGUAGCUAGCACCAAGAAGCAACCGCCCUCAAGGCCACCUCCGCCCACUGGUGCUCCUCCUCCAAGGCCGCCUCCCCCCUCACGGCCCAGCUUUUCAGCUAAAAAAUCCCAGGAAGUGAUGCGACCAGCAGGGCUAGAAGUCUCUGUAGAGCCAGUGGACGAGCUGUGUGGAUUGGUCAGCCCGAACACCACAGUACGAUGUAUUGCUAAAGAACUCCAGCACUCACUGGACCUCGCUAGCGCCACUAGUGGUGAUAAAGUGGUCACUGCACAGCAGGAAAAUGAUGAGCAAACAUCAAGUCCUACUGGAAGCGAGACUGCUGGACCGCAAAGACCAAGGUCUAACUCAGGAAGAGAGCUUACAGAUGAGGAGAUUCUUGCAAGCGUGAUGAUCAAGAAUCUGGACACUGGUGAGGAGAUCCCUUUGAUCCAGGCGGAAGAGAAACUCCCGACUGGAAUCAACCCGCUCACACUGCACAUCAUGAGGAGAACCAAGGAGUAUAUCUCAAAUGAUGCGGCGCAGUCUGAUGAUGAUGAAAAGUCCCAGCCUGCAAAUACAGACACAGAUGGAGGGAAACUGAAACAGAGAACUACACAGCUGAAAAAGUUUCUGGGCAAGUCUGUGAAGAGGGCGAAGCACUUGGCGGAGGAAUAUGGAGAGAAAGCCGUAAAUAAAGUCAAAAGCGUUCGGGAUGAAGUGUUCCACACAGACCAGGAUGACCCAUCCUCCAGUGAUGAUGAGGGGAUGCCGUACACCCGACCGGUCAAGUUUAAAGCUGCUCACAGCUUCAAAGGGCCCUUUGACUUUGACCAAAUCAAAGUAGUGCAGGACCUGAGUGGAGAACACAUGGGUGCCGUCUGGACAAUGAAAUUCUCUCAUUGUGGGCGGCUGUUGGCUACAGCAGGGCAGGAUAAUGUGGUUCGGAUCUGGGUCCUAAAAAAUGCCUAUGACUAUUUCAACAAUAUGAGAAUAAAAUAUAACACAGAAGGACGUGUGUCACCAUCUCCCUCUCAGGAGAGUCUUUGUUCCUCAAAAUCAGAUACUGAAGGAGGGUUUGGUGCUGCAGUGGAAGAUGCAGACACUGAGGACAGAAACGUGCCGUUCCGGCAAGUUCCGUUCUGCAAGUACAAGGGUCACACUGCUGACCUGCUGGAUCUGUCCUGGUCGAAGAACUACUUCCUGCUGUCAUCAUCAAUGGAUAAGACGGUUCGUUUGUGGCACAUCUCCAGGAGGGAGUGUCUCUGCUGUUUUCAGCACAUAGACUUUGUUACAGCCAUCGCUUUUCAUCCCAGGGAUGACAGGUAUUUUUUGAGUGGUUCUUUGGACGGAAAGUUGCGGUUAUGGAAUAUUCCAGAUAAGAAAGUGGCACUGUGGAAUGAGGUGGACGGACAGACGCGUCUGAUAACAGCAGCUAACUUCUGCCAGAAUGGAAAAUAUGCAGUUAUUGGCACCUACGAUGGACGCUGCAUUUUCUAUGACACAGAGCGCCUUAAAUAUCACACCCAAAUCCAUGUCCGCUCCACCAGAGGCAGGAAUCGUGUGGGCCGCAAAAUCACUGGUAUUGAGCCGCUGCCAGGAGAGAACAAGAUCUUGGUGACGUCAAACGACUCUCGCAUUCGCCUGUAUGACCUCAGAGAUUUGUCUCUGUCUAUGAAGUACAAAGGCUACGUGAACAGCAGCAGUCAGAUCAAAGCCAGCUUCAGUCACGACUACUCUUUCAUUGUGAGUGGCUCAGAGGACAAGUAUGUGUACAUCUGGAGCACAUACCACGACCUGAGCAAAUUCACCUCUGUACGGAGAGACCGCAAUGACUUCUGGGAAGGGAUCAAAGCCCAUAAUGCCGUAGUUACUUCAGCCAUUUUUGCUCCGCAUCCGGAUCUCAUCGUGCCUCAGGAGGCUGGGACAGAGAAACCAGACUCGGACUGUAAGAGUGACAGCACAGACGACUCUGAGACCAUCCCAUCAGGGGCCCUGAAAACAGACCACUCUGAAGUCUUGCUCUCUGCGGAUUUCACUGGAGCCAUUAAAGUUUUUGUCAAUGUUAAGAAAUACUGAGUGCUUGUGCUGAAUAUGACACCCAGCAAGUAUAUAGAAUUGAUUUUAAAGCUCCUCUCAGCUUUUGGACAGAGCUAAAACAAAAUCAGUGUCACUUUACACCUAACUGAGCCCCCAUUCAUUGACCAAUCAGCUGCUGGAGAGUGCU